UCUAAAAAAUAAUAUUUUUCAGAAGUUCAGUCAAAAUAAGCUUGACAUUCACUGAGUUUAUUUUUAGCCACAUGGCAAUAAAAGUUAUUUUUGGAUGUUCUAGAAAUACCCUCAGCCGCCAUGGGGUAACUUCACAGCUGGCCCUUUGUGAACUCAGACAGCACAAAGACAAAACAGGGUCAAUUUGGUCUCCCAAAAAGUGAAUAGGUCCAUGCUAUAUAUAGUUUUAUGAUGUGUUAUGGACUAAAAUAAGAUAAGGGUCCAGUUCUUGACAGUUAGUUUUUGAGAGCUGACAGAGAACAAUAGUCCUCAGAGCGCUGUGCCUAAGAUGAGCCCUGGAGUUAUUGAGAAACCACACACAACAAGCAGCAUUUGUUUUCGAGCCCCCUGAAGCAGACGUGGGAAAGGGUUAGGGUGGCAGCUUGAGGAGAGGCUAUGUCACACAAACAGAAUAGGGCGGUCCUCUUGAAUUGGUGAUAUAGGCAAAAUGCAGGCAUCCCACUGUGAUCAAACCAACCAGAUCAGUAUUCUGAUGGCUCUCUGUUUGAGGUGAUUAUCACACUAGGCCAUAAAAGGGCAAGCCAGCCUCCCUGUUAAUUAGGUCUUUUACUACACCCAGUUGGUUUAUAAAGAGUCCUGGACAGGAGGGGACAGUCACAACAUAGCUGCACAGCAGAUAACGUUAUCCUGGGAUCCUACUAGAGUUCCUUGACAGAGCUUCAGAAGACAAGCGGGUUCUGAGAAUGCCACAUUUAUCUGAUUGUAGCUACUACAUGAUGCGAGACGGAGCCCAAGUUGCCAGUGUUCAGAACCACCUGGAGAACUCCAAGUACCAUCUCCACCAAGCCCAAGCCCAGCAGGUCAAACAGUACCUGACUCUAGGAACCAAGCUUGCUGGCCAGGCCCAUCCACACCCGGGCCAGGCCCUGGGCACGAUGCCUAUCAUGCGCAACGGCCAUAUGACACCUGUAAGCGACAACAGCACUCCGGGCAGCCCCGUCACCCUGUUCACCCUUGCCAACAGCCAUGACACUGAGUUUCCAGUGGAUGAUAUUGAUGAUCUUAUUGGCUUUGAAUCGGGGUUUAAUGAUGGGAGCCUGGAGUGUAUGGAGCCUAGCAUCAUAAUGCAAAAUAACGUGGCCCUGAACAGUAGUAUGCUGGAAGUCUAUGGCAGUGACCAAGGUAUGACUGCCUCUCAUGGUGGACUGACACCCCCCUCAUGCCCCCCAAAGCUCUCUGUUAAAAUGGAAGUCACAGAACAAGACACCAGAGUCUUAGCAAAAGAGAGACAAAAGAAAGACAAUCACAAUCUGAUCGAAAGAAGGCGGAGAUACAACAUCAACUACAGAAUUAAAGAGCUUGGAACUCUGAUACCAAAGUCCAAUGACCCUGAUAUGCGCUGGAACAAAGGGACCAUCCUCAAGGCCUCAGUGGAGUACAUUAAGUGGCUGCAGAAAGAGCAGCAACAUGCGCGAGAGCUGGAGAGCCGCCAGAAGAAGCUGGAGCAGGCUAACAGGAGACUGCUGCUCAGGAUUCAGGAGUUGGAGAUCCAGGCUCGUGCUCAUGGUCUGCCCUGUAACCUAGGAGCAGCAGAGCUCUCAUCAAACCUUGUCAAACAGCAGCAGCAGCAGGCACUACCAGCUCCUGCGGUUACUCCUGGAGUGCAGACUUUCUACACACAGGAUGAGAUCAACGGCCCCGAGUACCUGCAGAGGAACUCCCUGUCUGUGGGCCAUGCUGGAAAUGAAGGUAACAGCAGCUCUUCUGGUGAACACGGAGACGCCUCCUUGACAACCUUCUCAGACCCGCUGUCGCACUUCACAGACUUCUUCAGUGCCACUCUGAAGGAGGAGCAGAGGCUGGACGAGCUGCUCAUGGAGGAGGCGCUGUCUCCGUUCGGGACUGACCCACUGCUUUCAGCCACUUCGCCCAAUGCCUCUAAGGGGAGCAGCCGCAGGAGCAGCUUUAGCACGGAUGACAACGAUGAGCUUUGACCACAGUUUUCCUACAUGUCUGGACCUGCUGAAUAUGACUGAAACCUUUAUGGUGAAACCUCCAACUUUUUCACUAGACAAAGAGACAUAUCUUCUAUGUGUCCUGGAAAGUCAGAAACAACAAAAAGGAGAGAUGAUUUAACAUAAUGGCAUUGUUCAUAAGGACCUCUUAAGGAAAAAGUAAAGAGAAGAUGGAGAAGAGGAGUUUUAUUCCCCUCCUCUGUCAUGCCUUAUCUAAAACAGGGUUAGCUUUAUAAACAUAUAUAUGAGAAGAUGUUGUAAAGGUAAUUUAAUAGCAAUAAAACUAACCUGCCUUUUUGUUUCUAAAGUAUUUUAAAGGAAAAAAUAUCUCACUGUGUAUUUAUAUAUCCUAAUCCCUGUAUUUUUGGAAAAAAAAUUUCUUAAACAAUCUAACAAGGUUCUUUUUUAUAUCUUUGGGGUGGGAAAAAUACAUUAAACCCCUUUUUGAUAAA
Messenger RNA from Tachysurus vachellii, 2467 nucleotides. It is a transcript of the gene tfec, whose product is annotated as transcription factor EC. Gene Ontology annotation, molecular function: protein dimerization activity; RNA polymerase II cis-regulatory region sequence-specific DNA binding; DNA-binding transcription factor activity, RNA polymerase II-specific. Gene Ontology annotation, biological process: regulation of transcription by RNA polymerase II. Gene Ontology annotation, cellular component: nucleus. NCBI's taxonomy places the organism in Eukaryota, Metazoa, Chordata, Actinopteri, Siluriformes, Bagridae. The coding region runs from base 744 to 1994 and encodes 416 amino acids. The record is from RefSeq and is a predicted model, not a curated record. The transcript is spliced from 8 exons.